Messenger RNA from Cottoperca gobio, 1713 nucleotides. RefSeq names its product MARVEL domain containing 1 (gene marveld1). The transcript has a single exon. Gene Ontology annotation, biological process: myelination. Gene Ontology annotation, molecular function: structural constituent of myelin sheath. The coding region runs from base 409 to 915 and encodes 168 amino acids. NCBI's taxonomy places the organism in Eukaryota, Metazoa, Chordata, Actinopteri, Perciformes, Bovichtidae. The record is from RefSeq and is a predicted model, not a curated record. Gene Ontology annotation, cellular component: membrane.
CACAAACCCCGGGGGAAACUACACCAUAAGGAAAUAGCCUGCACGAGCAGAUGAGCGGACAUGACAUGGAUGGAUCCAACAGUCCAGCAGAGGAGGAGCAGGAUUUGAAUUACAGGCCGCCCCCUCUCCAUCUCCCAGCCCCCCAACACAGACGCUACAUUCAACAGAGGAAACGGAAAAGACGAAACAUACAAAAGGGUUUUUCAUUUCAAAACCCCGGGGCCGUGGAAAGAAUAGAGAGUUCCUUUUUAAUACCUAAACUUGUCCACAUUUGGCUUCAUUGUCAGACCGCAAACCCGGCCUUCCACCACCUUAUUUGCACUUUUUGUCCAUAUUUUCCCCAGCUGUUGGCAGCUGGCAGAAAGCACCCGCCCUGUUCGGGAAAAAGGGACCGAGAGUGACCGGAGGAUGAGAGAGAUGCCACCCCAACCUCCCCAGCUGCAGGUGAGGAAGAAUAUCCUAAAGUUCCUUAAAAGUUUUUUGGGAAUCAUCCGGAUCCUGCAGAUUUUGUUCGGAGCCGGGCUGUGGGUUACCAUCGCCGCAAACAAAUACGAGGGAUCCAUCCACUUCGUCCUGUUCGUUGCAGUCCUCUUCUGGCUGCUCACCCUCGCCCUUUUCUUCCUCACCCUGCUAGACAAGCAGGACCUGGUCCCGCUGCUGGGAGGGGAGCGCUGGUUGUCCACCAACCUGGCGCACGACGUGGCCGCCGCCGUGCUCUACCUGCCGGCCAUAGGUGUCUUGAUCUACAAGACGGAUCGCAACUCGUACUGCAACUUGGAGCAGUACAAGCUCCUCUGUCUGUACAAGGUCUACGUGACAGCCGCCGUGUUCGCCUGCCUGUGCUGCCUGGCUUACCUUCUGUCAGUUGUUUAUGGAGCGUGCAGGAAGUGUCGAGGAGAACAAACAGUCAUCUGAUGAGACGAAGGGGGCUUAUUGCAACAGGGAGAGGGAAUGGGUCCUUCAGGGGGUAUCCACAACAAGAUGAGGAAUAGUUAACUUCACUGUAAUUUAAAUCAACAGCUACUCUAAUCACAGGUUUGUCUCUAUUGUGUCCUUCUCCAAACUUUCCACUUCGGUGGUGAGGCAGAAUCAUCCCAAAAUCUCUCUGUCCAUGUAUUUAAUGGUUGCUGGCAUGAAAAUACCCAAGCAGCUCCUGGUACAGAGUCUGAUUGGAAAUGUGUUAGGAGGUCUGAAGCAUUGUGACAUGUGUCUCCCAGUUGUAGGUAAGACCAUGCCUCCAUCUUCUAAAUUAAUGUAAUUUUCCCUCAUAAAGAAUCAUUGUAUUCCUGUAGGUGCUACUUAUAGUGGGGUAUCAGUAUAUUCAGUGCUUACAAUACAAUGACCUUAACAUACAUUUGUAGAUUUGGGUUGGUACUGAGUAACUGUCCAUCCAAAACCUCUCAUAGGAUUUGUUUUCAAAAAGGAUUUUUCUCAUCACCUUUUUUUAAAGUAUAUAUUUUUAUGUGUUUUUUUUAUGACAGCAAACUAUACUGAACAGUUAGCAGUACGGACUAAAAACACUUUCUUGUCUGAUUCAAACGUUACAAACAGGUUCAUCAGUGCCUUCUGUCAGAAUGCUGUAUACUCAACACGGUUGUGUCAACAACAACCCAACAAUAUGGAUGUGAUUGGUGCUACAAUGUGUAUGCUGAACAAAAAUAUUCCAUAAGUGUUCAUUAUGUAAAGCCAAAGAAUAAAGACCAGUAAGUGAGA